Rhinolophus ferrumequinum (greater horseshoe bat) is the source of this 1697-nucleotide messenger RNA. It is a transcript of the gene ECI2, whose product is annotated as enoyl-CoA delta isomerase 2. The record is from RefSeq and is a predicted model, not a curated record. Bases 521 to 1600 code for a protein of 359 amino acids. The transcript is spliced from 11 exons. Gene Ontology annotation, molecular function: fatty-acyl-CoA binding. NCBI's taxonomy places the organism in Eukaryota, Metazoa, Chordata, Mammalia, Chiroptera, Rhinolophidae.
GUCGCCCUCUCUGUUAUCUUGUCUCCGUAGCAACGGGGUUAGGCUUUCACGGUUUUCCUACAAGUAGGUGAGGGUGGCAUCACGUGACCAUCUGAACCGCGCACCCACCUCCUCUGCUGCACCCGGAAGGGUCCGGCGGGCCGCGUCUGGAGGCCUGCGCUGCAGCGCUCUCUCCGCGCGUCCCCCUGGAGGCCUCUCGCGUCUCCCGCAGCCCGGAGUCUGCAAGUCGCCACCCUGGUUGCUUCUCGGUUGCAAACGUACUUUGCUAACGCGGUAGGACAUCUACUCCUAACACGCUUUGCUUAUUUCCUGAACGCUGUGGAAACGCAAGCCGUUAUCAUCAGUGUGAGGUAUUGCAUUUUUUACAAAUUGAAGGGAAGAACCUCUAUUCCAGCAAGAAGCUUGCUUUACUGUGAUACUUUGAGUGGAUAUAAUACCUGGAACCAAACCUACAGUAUCUCCAAGUCCUUUGCAGGUCAUUAGUUUCCCAGCACUUCAGCUGCACGUGAGUGGAACAGCAAUGAGAGCCAGUCAGGAAGACUUUGAAAAUGCAAUGAAUCAGGUGAAACUGUUGAAGAAGGAUCCAGGAAAUGAAGUGAAGCUAAAACUCUAUGCACUAUACAAGCAGGCCACUGAAGGACCUUGUAGUAUUCCCAAACCAGGUGUGUUUGACUUGACCAAUAAGGCCAAAUGGGAUGCAUGGAAUGUUCUUGGCAACCUGCCCAAGGAAACUGCCCGGCAAAACUAUGUGGAUUUGGUGUCCAGUUUGACUUCUUCAUCCAAGUCCUCUAGCCAAGCGAAGCCUGGAGCAGACAGGGAACGACAGGGAUAUGAAAACCUGGUGGUGACCUCUGAAGACGGCAUCACAAAGAUCAUGCUGAACCGGCCCAUCAAAAAGAAUGCAAUCAGCACUCAGAUGUAUCACGAAAUCAUGCUUGCACUUAAAACCGCAAGCAAGGAUGACUCAACCAUAACUGUUUUAACAGGAAAUGGUGACUAUUACUGUAGUGGGAAUGAUCUGACUAACUUCACUGAUAUUCCUGCUGGUGGAGUAGAAGAGAAAGCUAAAAAUAGUGCUCUUAUGCUGAGGGAUUUUGUAGGUUGUUUUAUAGAUUUCCCUAAGCCUCUGAUCGCAGUGGUAAAUGGUCCAGCUGUGGGAAUCGGAGUCACCACUCUCGGGCUAUUUGAUGUUGUGUAUGCGUCCGACAAGGCAACAUUUCAUACUCCCUUUGGUCACCUAGGCCUAAGUCCAGAAGGCUGCUCCUCUUACACUUUUCCGAAGAUAAUGGGCCCAGCCAAGGCAGCAGAGAUGCUUAUUUUUGGAAAGAAGUUAACAGCAAGAGAAGCAUGCGCUCAAGGACUAGUUACUGAAGUUUUUCCUGAUAGUAUUUUUCAGAAAGAAGUUUGGACCAGACUCAAAGCAUAUUCAAAGCUCCCCCCAAAUGCCAUGAGAGUUUCAAAACAGGUCAUCAGAAAUACAGAGAAAGAAAAGCUCCAUGCUGUUAAUGCUGAAGAAUGCAGAGUCCUUCGGGAAAGAUGGAUGUCAGACGAAUGCAUAAAUGCAGCCAUGAACUUCUUAUCCAGGAGAGCAAAACUGUGACGACUACUACAGCGAAGUUAAGAAGGCACAUGCUAUGAUUUCUGAUUUCUAGUACUUCAAUUAAAUAAACUUCACUGUGCCUUUUUCUGUGAUAAAA